UAUUCUUAUCUUUUCGCAACUAAAGAAUAAUACAUUUUUCUUCUCAUUCUCACUUUCAGACCAUGCCCGUCAACAAUAUCAAGCUCAACAAUGGCGUUCUCAUGCCCGAGAUCGGCCUCGGCACCUGGAAGGCCAACGAGGAGGGCACCCUCGCCAAGACAAUCAAGACCGCCAUCGACUUGGGCUACAGACACAUCGACUGCGCCAAAAUCUACGGCAACCAGAAGGAAAUCGGCAGUGCAUUGUCCGAGCUCAAAGUUCCACGCAACGAGCUAUUCAUCGUGUCAAAGAUCUGGCAGAACAAGCACCGUCCGGAGCUUGUAGAGGGCGCCCUAGACGAGAUUCUUGAGGAGCUCCAGCUUGAGUACCUCGACCUCUUGCUGAUCCAUUGGCCCUACGCGCUCAAGCCCGAGCGCGAUGACCUGGUGUUUACUGCCGAUGACCUGGACAAUGUACCCAUUGUUGACACAUGGAAGGCCAUGGAGGCCCUGCUGGACACCGGCAAGGUGCGGUCUAUCGGUGUUUCCAACUUUAACAAGGCCAUUCUGGAGAAGUUGAUCCCACAGUGCCGCAUUGUCCCUGCUGUUAAUCAGGUUGAGAUUCACCCGUACAACCAGGGCAAUGAGCUGGUCGACUACUGCCAGAAGAAUGGCAUCAAUAUCACUGGGUACUGCCCUCUGGGCGGAUCCAAGAUUACCGUGAUGGAUGACGAGUUCAUUAAGAGCGUGGCUGAGGCUCAUGCCUGCACACCAGCGCAGGUGGCUUUAUCCUGGGCCUUGUCGCGUGGCAUUGCUGUCAUUCCCAAGUCUACUAGUCCUACUCGGUUGAAGCAGAACUUGAAUAAGGUCGAUUUGUCAGCGGAUGAACUGCGCAUGUUUGCGAAGAUUACCAAGCACGAGCGCAAGGUUGACCCUGCUCGCGAUAUCAGGGAGCUUGAGUGGAUCUUCCACGAGGACAAGGCGCAGUGCCCGCUUAUCUAAAAUGUGGCAAUAAUAACUUUUUGUAUUGAAUUGUCACGUUUCUAAAUAUAAUAUUGACAUUGUGAAGAUAUUGUGAAGAUAUUAAUUUAUGUGCAUGGUGAUUUUGAUUUCGGAAACUUUA
Messenger RNA from Kickxella alabastrina, 1101 nucleotides. RefSeq names its product NADP-dependent oxidoreductase domain-containing protein. Gene Ontology annotation, cellular component: cytosol. The record is from RefSeq and is a predicted model, not a curated record. The transcript has a single exon. The coding region runs from base 63 to 980 and encodes 305 amino acids. Lineage: Eukaryota; Fungi; Kickxellomycota; Kickxellomycetes; Kickxellales; Kickxellaceae. Gene Ontology annotation, molecular function: aldose reductase (NADPH) activity.